AUGUCUAUGACGGUUGAGGACUGCGCCGUGGUGCGGGAAGGGUUCCCCCGCCCGUUUCCAACGACCCCGUCAAAGGUUCUCGAGCAGUUUCGGCUGCACGGGAAAGUCGUGGUUGUCACUGGCGCGGCAGACGGAAUCGGCCUGGCAGUCGCAGACGCCAUGGCAGAAGCCGGUGCGAACGUCGCGCUAUGGUACAACUCUAACGAUGCCGCCCUGCAACGAUCCCAAGAGUUGGCUCGGGACUACAAUGUAAAGACUGUAGCGUACAAAGUUGAUGUGUCCGAUGCUACUCAAGUGGAGGAGACCAUAUCCAAGGUGGUUCAUGACUUUCGGAAGAUUGAUGUCUUCAUCGCCAACGCUGGCAUGGCCAUCUCAAAGCCAAUUCUUGAACAGACUUUGGACGAAUACAGGAAGCAAAUGUCUGUCAAUGUCGACGGCGUCGUCUUUUGCGCCAAAUAUGCCGGCGAGGUCUUUCGCAAGCAAGGAUUUGGCAACUUGAUUGUGACAUCCAGCAUGAGCGGUCACAUCGUCAAUGUGCCGGUUGAUCAGCCCGUCUACAACGCGACCAAGGCCUGUGUUACGCACUUCGCCAAGUCUUUGGCCCGUGAAUGGCGGGAGUUCGCCAGGGUGAAUAUCGUUUCGCCCGGGUUCUUCGAUACGAAGAUGGGGGCUAGUCCGCUCGCACUCAACGAGGCAUAUCGCAUGUCGGCUAUGGGGAGGCAGGGCCAUGUCAAGGAGAUCAAGGGCUUGUAUUUGUACUUGGCGAGCGACGCCUCGACGUACAUGACGGGGAGCGACGUUCUUAUAGACGGGGGGUAUGUACUGCCGUAG
Purpureocillium lilacinum is the source of this 831-nucleotide messenger RNA. RefSeq lists its product as uncharacterized. Lineage: Eukaryota; Fungi; Ascomycota; Sordariomycetes; Hypocreales; Ophiocordycipitaceae. The record is from RefSeq and is a predicted model, not a curated record. Gene Ontology annotation, cellular component: intracellular anatomical structure. Gene Ontology annotation, molecular function: oxidoreductase activity, acting on NAD(P)H, oxygen as acceptor.